AGGCCUGCAGGGCGGCCGCUUUUAAUCCUCUCGCCGUGGGCGGGCCGGGGCCAGAAACGGGGCCGGGGCCGGAGCCGCGGCAGCGGCACCCAGCGGAAGAGGCCGCCCGGCGCGAGGCCCGUUCCCGGCGGAGCGGAGCGGAGCGGCGGGGCGCCGAGCGUCCCCCGCGCGGGGCAGUCUACCAUGGAGACUCCGGCCGCGGGCCUGGCGGUGGUGCACGUGGACUUCCCGGAGGUGACGAGCGCGCUGUUGGAGAGCCUGAACCAGCAGCGCGUGGAGGGGAAGCUGUGCGACAUCGCCAUCCACGUGCAGGGCCGCGUCUUCCGCGCCCACCGGGCGGUGCUGGCCGCCUCCUCGCCCUACUUCCACGACCAGGUAUUGCUGAAGAACAUGACCUCGGUGGUGCUGCCCAGCGUGAUGGACCCCGUGGCCUUCGAGAUGGUGCUGGGCUCGGCCUACACCGGCCGGCUGCGCAUGGCCCGCGACGAGAUCGUCAACUUCCUGACGGUGGGCAGCGUCCUGCAGAUGUGGCACAUUGUGGACAAGUGCACAGAGCUGCUCAAGGAGCGCCGGGCAGGCCACCCGGGCCCCUCCGCCCAUGCCGCCGUCGCCUCCUCCUCCUCCUCCUGCAGCGCCUCCCGGGCUCACUCUAGCCGCACCAGUGACAACCAGUCACCCAGCAGCAGCAACUACUUCAGCCCCCGUGACUCGGCGGGCGAGGGCCCCGACCAGGCUAAGUGCGGCCCCCGGGGCGGCUCGGUGGCCAGUGAGCGGGAUGACGAGGAGGUCGUCUUCCGGGCCGAGAAGGGCCCCUCCCACGGCCCAGACCCCUUUGCCGGGGGCAGCAGGUUCGUCCUAGAGACAGACGAUGAUGCCAGUGAUGGCGGCGGGGAGCUCGGCUGCAGUGAGGGCCGCCGCCCGGCCUAUGUGCGGCCCAGCAUCGUGCCCCAGAAGCAGUGGAUCCUUGUCAAGAAGGAGCGUGCGCAGGAGGACCUGGUGCUCACCUGCGAGGAGGAUGAGGACCCCGUGGAGGCGGUGGCAGCUGGCCCAGUCCCUGAGGCCGCCCUGAGCAUCAGUGAUGUCCGCACCCUGACCGACCCCAGUGGCGCCAAGCUGGAGGAGCAGGUGAACUUCUGCGAGUCCUCUGAGGACUUCUCCUCGCCCUAUGAGGGCCUGGAGGAGGGCUCCCCACUGCCAGGUGCCCUCUCACAGCGGCCCCUCCUACCCAUGGACAUGCAAGGCAACCAGAUUGUGAUCUUCCCCCCACAGGCACCCGUGGAGCACGGGGCCGUGCAGCUGGCGGCUGGCUCUGGGGAUGGGAACAAGAUCUUCAUGUGCCACUGUGGGAAGGCCUUCUCCCACAAGAGCAUGCGUGACCGGCACGUCAACAUGCACCUCAACCUGCGCCCCUUCGACUGCCCCGUCUGCAACAAGAAGUUCAAAAUGAAGCACCACCUGACGGAGCACAUGAAGACCCACACGGGCCUCAAGCCCUAUGAGUGCGACGUCUGUGCCAAGAAGUUCAUGUGGCGUGACAGCUUCAUGCGCCACAAAGGCCACUGCGAGAGGCGCCACCGCCUCGGUGGAGGUGGUGGCGGCAUCUCAGGCACCUCUGUGGUCUCUGGGGUUGCCAAGAAGGAGGCGUCGCCAUCCCGUGUCACAGGCGAUGCUGAAUGGUCCACCGGGAGGUCACCACGCAGUGAACUGGGCUUCACGGGGAGUAGCAAGAUGUGAAGAGGGGAGCUGUGGACCUGUCGCCCUCCCUGUGAGGAAGACCCUUCUGGCCCUCAGAUGAGCUGGAGUCCUUCCCCUUCACUGACUGCCAUGCACCGCCGGACCCCUUUCCCUGGACAAGCCCUGCAGCCUCUGCGGGUGGGGUGGUGGUUGUGGACAUCUCCAGCCUCUCCUCUGAUGAAGGUGUGCUGCUUGGCCGGGCUCUUCCCAUCAUGCAAUGGGCCAAGCCUGGGAGGAGGUGCAUUAAGGCCCUGGACAGGCCUAGAGCUGGGUGGGUGGGACCCCAGACCCUCCCUCUUUUGCAGCCCUUGCCUAAAAUCCCCUUUGGGGGAAGAGGAUGACUUGCCUGGGAAGCAGCCAGCACUAAAUGUCCCCCUCUGACCCAUUUGCAGGGGGAGGCCCCAUUGAUGUGGCAGCAGCCUCCUCCUCCUCCCUCUGGGUGUGUGUCUGCCUUGGGAGUGCAGACAUUUUGGGAAGAGCCACUGCUUUGCCCUGGGAGAAGUCGGGGGGGAUCUUUCAUGGAGGGGCAGUUCUGAACUGGCUGGAUGAGUCCAAGAGCCAGAAGCUGGCUGUGUGCCCAGAGAGGACCCCUUGCUUUGGGGGAGUCGCACCAGCCCCUCCAGACCCCUCCCUCCUAGAACGGCUGUGCUCUGCUCUCCUGUCCCAGCCAUGUGGGGAACCAGGAGAAGCUUCCUCCCCCCUCCCACCGUUUGAGACCCCCUCCCCCAUUCGUUCCUUCUUAGGUGAAAUAUGUUGUCCUUCAAUUUGGUUGGGGCCAUUUUUUAAAACGAAAGCG
Candoia aspera is the source of this 2530-nucleotide messenger RNA. It is a transcript of the gene ZBTB22, whose product is annotated as zinc finger and BTB domain containing 22. Gene Ontology annotation, molecular function: DNA-binding transcription factor activity, RNA polymerase II-specific; RNA polymerase II cis-regulatory region sequence-specific DNA binding; protein binding. The record is from RefSeq and is a predicted model, not a curated record. Bases 184 to 1734 code for a protein of 516 amino acids. NCBI's taxonomy places the organism in Eukaryota, Metazoa, Chordata, Lepidosauria, Squamata, Candoiidae. The transcript has a single exon. Gene Ontology annotation, biological process: regulation of transcription by RNA polymerase II.